AUGGCUUGGCCAACGACGGGGGGUAUACGUCUGGACCAAUCGGCUCCAACAAAUGUCAAAGUUGUUCCGGUGAAGGACGACGAGGAUUACAAGGAAGCCGAUUCCCUAACUGUUGCAGUCAAGAUAAAUGGUACCACCCGAAUCACGCGUCGCUUCGACCCCAAAUGCGGUGUCAACGAAGUGUUCAAGUGGGUGGAAAAGCAUCUAGAAAAUUCUGAAGCUGCUUUCUACACAUUGCUGCAAACCGUACCAAAUAGGCGGUUCGUGAAGUACGCCAACGGGAGCAUCGAGAUCAUAAAGCAAAACGACCCUCCCAUGGAUAUAGGUAACGCAUCUUUAGCCGAAGCUGGCUUCGAAUCGCAUGAGAUGUUCAUGUUCCGCUGUGAUUAG
Messenger RNA from Babesia ovata, 390 nucleotides. RefSeq names its product machado-joseph disease protein. The record is from RefSeq and is a predicted model, not a curated record. NCBI's taxonomy places the organism in Eukaryota, Apicomplexa, Aconoidasida, Piroplasmida, Babesiidae. Gene Ontology annotation, molecular function: protein binding. The transcript has 2 exons. Bases 1 to 390 code for a protein of 129 amino acids.